Messenger RNA from Amoebophrya sp. A25, 229 nucleotides. The record is from the annotation of a GenBank genome assembly. Lineage: Eukaryota; Dinophyceae; Syndiniales; Amoebophryaceae.
GAAGAAGCUACGAGUGCUCCUGAUGUCAAUCAAGUUCAGGGAAUAGUAGAGGCUACACUUGUUAUUGAAGUCCCAGUUGAAACAUCCGAUCUACCCGUCCCAAGUAUACAGCACAGCGUGCCAGUGGUUACCUCCCCUUUGUCUUCCGAAGUAGCUCCACUUCUUGCCCCUGACGAAGCUGACGAGAAAAUAGAUUCAACAGCAGUGGAUGAGGAUGACAAGAAAGCGG